AUGCCGACAAUUAAUGUCGUACCAAACUCUGCUGCGGAAUUACAGGAGAUUGCAGACAUCCUUGCCAAAUCUAGGAAAGUUGUGGUCGUGACAGGAGCCGGUAUCAGCACGAAUGUCGGAAUUCCCGAUUUUCGUUCUGAGAACGGACUUUAUUCCAUGAUUCAAGCCCAAUUUGAUGCUGCACUUGAGAAUCCUCCUUGGGAAAUUAAUGAUUACGAUAUUGAUGAUCGACCAAAAAAGAAGAGACGUGUGACAGAGCGCUAUUACUACGAACUUGUGACAGCUGAUGGUGUGAGGGUAGAACAGCCUCCCGAGGAAUCUUCUGAAUUGACUCCCGAGCAACCGUCUCAGCAACCUUCCGAGCAGUCCUCCCAGCAACGUUCUCAGCUACCUUCAAAAGAAUCUUCGGUGCAGACAGAAGCGCCUGUUUCAGCUCCAUCUCAAAGAAGUUCUCGUAGAAAUUUAUCUCUAGCGCAGGAUAAAACCAAGAAUGAAUCACCGAGACUGAGCAGGAAGAAUCAAAUUUCUCGAGCUCCGAACGGUUGUUUCGCACGGGGCAAUUCUUCAAAAGAGUCUCCGAAGCUAAAUCUGGAGGUUCAAUCCGCUGAUAUUCAGCAUGCCCCCCUCGCACAGGACGAUUCUAUCAAUAACUCGCCUUUAUCACCCUCGAAAAGUCAAAAUUCUCAGCUUCAGAUUGCUCCCUUAACACUAAAUGAUCCUAAGGAUGAGUCACCAAAGCCGAGCGCCAAAGGCACGCUUUCUCGAGGUCGCCUCACUCGCGCUUGUGAUCGAUGCCGAGUUCGAAAAAUAAAAUGUGGUGAAUUCCAACCAUGUUGUGAACCAUGCUCCAAAUCAGGAGCUAAAUGCAUCAGGACAGAGAACAAGCGACGUGCAUCAUGCAAUGUAAACACUAAAUCUCAGGAAGAAAUAAGUCCUGCGUUGGAGAUGGAGCUUGAUUCAGAAAGCUUGGACAUGGAAGAAAAAGCAUCGCAGCAAUUAUUGCAAGAAUCGAGUGAAUAUUCUUCUCAACAUUCGUCCGAAAAUUCCCGGUUGCCUGAGGAUGUGGAUAAAAUUGACAGUAAACAAAAACGCACUCGACGUUCACUUCGAACAAAGUCUACCUCAUCUUUUACAAAAGAAGAAAGCUCUAUCACGACACAAGCUCGUUUCGAUUCUUCCAUAUCGAACUCACUUCGGCGUGAAAGUAGUCUUCGGUCAACAAUUCAAGCCUCAAUCACCAACGAGAAAUCUACUUCUUCAAACCCACAAAACCUCCAGAGAUCUUCAUCACUGAUAACCUCUAUCGACAAUUCAAUUACUGAAAGCAAAUCUUCACGUCAAUCAAAGAGAUUACGAGCUGACAGUUUACCGUCACAACCUCAGCUUACGCAAGAAUCUUCCUCACUUUCUGAAAGAUCUUCUCGACGAAACACUCCCGCGUUUGAACUUCCCAAUAGUAAACUGUCUUCCGCCAUAAAUUCAGAAAGCGUAUCCACAGCCAGCAGCUCUACACCUUCGGUUUCAUCGAGCGAAUGUAGUAGCAGCAACAAACGCAAUUUUUUGAGCGAAGUCAGUUCCAUCACGGCUGCUUCAGAAUCUGAAGAGCCUCCUUCACAAUCAUCUCAAUCCUCCUCAUCACGUACAUUACCAAAUCUCAAAGGAAAAGAUCUGUUUGAUUCCGUCAUUUGGUCUGAUCCUUUCUCGACCUCCGUAUUUUACAUGUUUAUUUCCAAUUUUCGUCGAAGAAUUUAUAACGAUGUCAAGUCUACCACCACCACUCACCAAUUUAUCCGUGCUCUCAGAGACAACGGUCGCCUCGUCCGGAAUUACACACAGAAUAUCGACUGCCUCGAAGAACGCGAAGGCCUUACUACGGAUCUCGAACUUGGCGCGGGUGAUCGUACGCGUUUUCAAUCCAAAGUCCAAGGAAAAUCACUUCCAGCUGGAGGAGAAGAACGAGGAGGAAAAGACGCCUCUGUUGCAACCGGAGUAGAGUGUGUUUUGCUACAUGGCUCACUUCGUAAGUUGCGAUGUGGGGUGUGCUCAAAACUCACUAGCUGGGAUGAGGAAGAUAGAGAAUCUACUACAAUGGCUGGGUCUGCUCCUGAUUGCCCUUCUUGUAUUUCAAGCUCCAUAUCGCGUCAAGAUAAGGGUCGUAGAGGCUUGGCUGUUGGCAGACUGAGGCCUGAUAUUGUUCUUUACGGAGAAGAACAUCCACACGCAAAUCUAGUAGGACCAUUGAUCAUUCACGAUUUGAAAUUGGGUCCAGAUGUUCUUCUCAUUCUUGGCACCAGUUUACGAGUUCACGGUCUCAAAGUUAUGGUCAAAGAAUUUGCACAAGCUGUGCAUGCUAGAGGGGGAAGCGUUAUCUUUGUCAACCAAACGAAACCUCCUGAGAGCCAAUGGGGUGAUGUGAUUGAUUACUGGGUAGAAUGGGAUUGUGAUGCCUGGGUGCUGGAUCUGAAGAAAAGAAGAAGUGAUAUCUGGCUGCCAUAUACAAAUGCGACACAGAACCUUGCUAGCAAAGAUCCUGCGCCAUCCAAACAGCGCAAUACGUCCGAUAAAAUACCAGCAUACCGACCGCAGUGUAAGAGAGACGACAAAACGAAUGCAGUUCAUUUCACAUUUAAGAUUCUCGAUGAUCUUCGUAAGCUCAGGGAUGCUGAAGGAAAUGAGUCAGAGCGUCCAAUGUACUGGGUGCCUUUCGAUCGUAAAGCCUUUAGAGCGUCUACUGGACAAAUAACAGAGCAGAAGCCAAUCAAAACGUCUCGAGUGUCGAAAUUACCCAUCAGGAAAGGUCGCAAAUCUCUUCCAGCCUCAUCACACAUUAAAGCACCGUCAGCUGCCACGACCAGCAGAUCCAAAAAACAGCAAACUAUCGCUGAAAAUACCCCUGUCGCUAAGACGCCUUCAACAGAAUCACAUAGAAGUGGUACAUGGCUGGAAGAUCUUUUUUUCAAAAAUGUCCGCAGAAUAACCAAUAAUACACUUUCUGAAAGCCUCUUAGAUAGCCUACGAGCCAGAGUACCUUUUGAAAGACUUGCCGAAAAUGUGCCAGGGAAUAGCAUUGGAUACAAAAGGUCAUUUGAGGAUAUUGGAGUAGAUGGUGCGCCAGAUGGUGUUGGCUUGCCAAAUCUGAGAGGGCUGCAACAUUCUAAAAUUAGUAUUAAAGGGAUGAGCUUGAGUAGUUUACCACCAACAGGUUCUCCGGAAUCGGGGAGGAAAGAUAAGGGAAAAGGGAAGAUGGUUGAAAGGGCUAGUUCGCCGUUGGACCCGGAUCAAAAUACUCCUGUUGUGCAGCCCAGACAAAUAAUGAAGCAUUCAUAUGGGACGAGAAGCAAAAGGAGUAGUCGGAUAAUUGUGGACGAGGAACAGUAUGCACGAGAUGUGAAUGGGGAUCCGAGUUCUGGGGAUACGAUUGUUGUUAGGGAUAGAAUGAGUAUUGAGGCAGUUUGUAAUGAUCGAUAA
Messenger RNA from Sclerotinia sclerotiorum 1980 UF-70, 3468 nucleotides. RefSeq lists its product as hypothetical. The transcript is spliced from 2 exons. Gene Ontology annotation, molecular function: DNA-binding transcription factor activity, RNA polymerase II-specific; zinc ion binding; NAD+ binding. Gene Ontology annotation, biological process: regulation of DNA-templated transcription. The record is from RefSeq and is a predicted model, not a curated record. Lineage: Eukaryota; Fungi; Ascomycota; Leotiomycetes; Helotiales; Sclerotiniaceae. The coding region runs from base 1 to 3468 and encodes 1155 amino acids.